Molecule: messenger RNA, 3237 nt
Organism: Nasonia vitripennis (jewel wasp)
Lineage: Eukaryota; Metazoa; Arthropoda; Insecta; Hymenoptera; Pteromalidae
Exons: 3
Coding region: 1076-2089 (337 amino acids)
Source: RefSeq, a predicted model, not a curated record
CAUUAUAAACUAAAUACAAUAGUCGAAUAUUUAACUAUCCCAUUGUGUCUUGAAGCUUUUUGGUUCUUUGUAAAUUUGAAUAUAAAUGAAGAUGUACGUAUGCCCCGAUAACCACACAUUAGAUUGAACCCAGUUAACAUUCACAUACUACAGUGACCUAACUCACGCGUUCGUGAGCACAUAUAUAUAUAUAUAUAUAUAUAUGUCAACAUUCGAAAGUUUUCCCCACCGUUCCUUGGUCUACUUUACAGAUGUGUGACAAAGGAACGAUAUAUAUAGCUUAGAACGCACAUGUCAAACAACGGCAAUAAUGCUAUUCUAUAACGUAAAUAUAACCUAUACAAAAAAUCUUGUACAUUGUAUAUUUACAGUUUACAUUGUAAUUUAAAAAGCUAUUAAAAAUAAGAAGAUUGAAAAAAGUUUUAUUAUUUUCAAAACAAAUGUGAAAAGUAGAUAAAUUUUAUCCUCAGAAACAGUAAUUUUAUAAUAAAGAUUUUGUAAAUAUAUAAAAAAAAAUCGCAUGAGAUAAAUAAGAAUAAAUUGAAAACGUAUUUUAUAUAGUUAAUAUGAAAAAUAAAUAGAUGAUAAUUAUUGUUGGGAUAUGAGCGAUUAUUAUCACAGGAUAUUGUGAUAAAGUUUUUGAGAAGAUUUAUAAAAUGAACAGAUACAAAAGAAAUUUAGAGAUUGGAGAUGACGAAGCAAUAACAAAAAGAACAGCGAAAAGAUAUAAGGCUACCAUUAAUCAAGAAUUUAGACGAGGUUCAAAGUAGCGAAAGUUCAUUUUUCGAGGAUGUGGUGGAUGCACAUAUGACAAAUAAAGAAAUCUUAUGUGCAGAAAACAGUAAUGAUGUUACGAAUCGCAUGACCUAGAUUUGAGUAGUUACCUACGCAGUUCUUUAUUAGAAGAUGAUAACGAAUAUCUUCACCAAUCAUACAGUAACCCUAAAAAUUUGGAUGAGAUGUUACAUAAUGUAGAUUUUCUUCAAUCCAUUACGACUCCUGUUGAUGUUAAGAAAGGAGAAUUAUUUUUAAUGAUACUUAAAUUUGUGUUACGAAUAAGUUAGCAGUUUCGGCUAUGACCAAUCUUUUUAAGUUAUUUAAUGUUAUUUUUAAGUCACCAGUUAUGCCUGAUUCGCGAUAUUGUGUGGAUAAAUUGUUGAACCCAAAAGAGAGUGCCGAAUUUCAUGCGGUAUAUCAUAAUUGUUCAGCGUAUAUAGGUAAAUUAGGCGAAAUAGCGUCUGUCAAAGUUUGCCAAAUAUGUCAAGAAGAGCUAAAAGACCACCCAAGUAACACAAGUUUUUUUGUUAUUAUUGAUCCAUCGACACAAAUAAAAGAUUUAGUUAAUUUCUAUGAAGAUCAUUAUGACUAUGUGAUCAGUAAAAGGAUUUCGAAACCUGGCUUUAUAGAAGAUGUAUAUGAUGGAAAGGAGUAUCGCGCAUUUGUUAAUUCACUACCGCAGGAAGAUAAGUAUAGUUACUUAACUGCUGUUUUUAACACAGAUGGAGCUCCAAAAUUCAAAAGUUCGCAGUAUUCUAUUUGGCCUCUGUACCUUAUGUUAAACGAAUUGCCUAAACAAGAGCGAAUGAAUAAGUUAAUCACAUGUGGACUAUGGUUUAACAAGAAAAAGCCUGAUAUGAGUGUGUUUUUAUCGACGUUUGUUGAUGCUAUGAAUAAAUUAACGAAUGAAGGAAUUUCAUGUAAUGUAAAAAAUGAAAACAAACUUGUAAAACUCUGCGUAGUCACAUGCUGUGUUGAUUCUGUAGCCCGUGCUCCUAUUCAGGGUCUUAAACAAUUUAAUGGUAAAUGCGCAUGCAAUUGGUGUUUGCAUCCAGGAGAAUGGGCUGAAGGUAGUAUGAGGUACCCUUUAUUAACAUAUUCUGUAGAUUGUCGAGAACAUGAAAAAACUGUUAGUGAUAUGAUGAUUGCAACUCCUGAUAACCCAAUUGAUGGUAUUAAAUAUCCAUCACCUCUUAUAAAUUUGGCAAACUUUAAUAUUAUAUCAGGUUUCAUAGUUGACUACCUUCAUUGUUCCUUAGAAGGUGUUGCAAGUCAAUUUACAGAAUAUCACUUGAUGUCAAUGAUCACUUGAUCUAAAAAUAAAUAAGAUUACUGCUCCUCAUCAAAUUUCAUGUUUAAGCCGACCUUUAAGCUCCAGAAACGAUUGGAAAGCACGCGAAUGGGAAAACUAUGUCUUGUUUUAUAGUGUUCCAGUUUUGGUGGAUCACUUAAGCAGAAAUCAUCUUUUUCAUUGGAUUCUCUUUGUUGAAAGUAUGUAUAUACUAUUAUAAAGUAGUAUUGAUAUUAAGGAUUUAGAUCGAGACGAUCAGAUGUUGCACGAAUUUGUUACUAACUCGGAAGAAUAUUACGGAAUAAAAUCAAUGACGUAUAAUGUCCACCAGCUACUACAUAUCUCUAAAAGCGUAUUAAAUUGGGGACCCUUGUGGUGUAAUUCCACAUUUUCUUUUGAAUCAGCCAACUACAAUUUAUUAAAAGCCAUCCAAUGUUCAAAGGGAGUCACGUUACAAAUCGUAAGAUUUAUUAAUAUUAACCAUUUAAUUUCUGUUGUACAAGAAUAUGUAUAUCCACAUGCGGAUGUUUUAGUCAAAAUGUACUGUGAUGAUUUUCUCAAUUCAAAAGUACAAAAUUACUGCAAAAUAACAAAUAUUACAUACUUUGGCCUAGGCAAUUACGUACCGAAUAAUUUAUUAGAAAAAUUACAGUUGUCUGUAAAUUCUGCGAAGCUCUUUUUGAAAAUGGUUAAAAGUGGAUGCUUGUACGAAUCUUCUAUUAGAAGUAAAAGAAGAUCAAAUAAUUCAUAUGCACAAUUAAAGGAUACAAGAUUUGUGCAAAUUGUUAGUUUUAUUGCUGAUGACGAAACUAAGCAAGAAUUUACUAUUUGUAAUAUCAUAAGUACAAGACAUCGCUUCAGUAAUCUUUACAAAAACCUCAGAGUGAUAGAGAAUAUUAACACGGAAUCAAUAAUUAUUAAAACUGAUGAAAUCAUGAUUAUUUGUAUUUUCAUGCAAGUUCUUGAAGUCAUGUAUAUUUGCCCUUUACCUAAUCUACUUCAUUAUUAAAUAUAGAAGCUAUUUUCAAAGUGUGCAUAAGCAAUUAAAUUAAUGUGUCUACUGUAAAUUAAUAUCAUAUUAUAUUGUUAAUUAACGUAUUUGAUAACAUUAAACUUGAUCUGUAUUAUUACAAUUGUAAUUUGUAUAUUAUUUACACUUUCGUAAUAAG